UAUCUCGUGCAUUAAUUCCCACCACAAUUUUCAGAAACUCUGCUUCACUUCUUCACCUAUACUUCAUUUCCUUUCUCAAAAAUUCCUUACCAAAUUAAUUCCAAUGGAUACUCUCUCCACCUCAGUUUCUUCACUCAAAGUUCCAACUCUGCGUAGGAACUCGGCUGACCUUUACUCAUCUCAUUUCAACUUUCCAAAUCACCACUUAUUCCCUACUUUCACAAAACCAACUUCAAAAAUCUUAAACAAAACCAACUCUUUUAUCCAAACCAAGACUUUCAAUAUCCCUACUUCCGUUCCAUGUAAAAAUCUACCACUCAAACAAUCCUCCUCAAGACAUCAAACAACUCAUACUAGAGCUUCAAGUGGUUAUGCUGCAGCACUAGUCGAUAUAGCUAAGUGCAACAACUCAUUAGAAAUUCUUGAAAGGGACGUUAUUAAGCUAUCCAAAUGGCUAAGAAAAGACCCUUUUCUUUUCUUGGAAGAUAAAGAAAAAGGGUAUGUUCUUAAGGAGAUAUUGUCAAAGGGGAAAUUUCACAAACACUUGGUGGGCUUGUUGAAGCUUUUAGUGGAGAAGAACAAAGUGGGGAUAAUAAAUGAAGUGUUGAUGGAAUUUGAAAGAAUUUAUGAUGAGGUUUGUGGGGCACAAAUUGUGUUGGUUUCAUCAGAUGUGAAAAUGGAGAAAGAUAAAAUUUUUGGAAUAGCUAAGAAAGUACAAGAACUUAGUGGGGCUGAAAAAGUGAAGGUUAAGGUAAGACAUUUGGUUGAUGAUAAUAAGAAGAGGUCACGCUUCUCUGCUCUAUAACUAAUUAACUUUCUAUAGUGAUAAAUUCAAGAUUUAAAGUCCGUGUAUUCCAUUUUGUAUAUGCGUGCCAGUUUUUUUCAUGUCUAUGUGUUGAAUAUAUGGUCCAGAUCCUGCAUGAACGGGAGGUGCUUUGUGCACUGGACUGCCUUUUUUUUGGUUUAAUAUAUGGCGUCUAGUCCGCCACUAACUUAUGAAAAAUGCUCUAAACUAUGGUCAGGUGUAAUGUUUAGAUUGUAAUUGCUGUAUAGUUUGGAGCUGCAAAGGUUUCACCUUUGUGAAUGAUAGGUAACAUAUUGCACUUAUGAAUGAUGAAAAGCCAAAAAAAUUAUAUGAAUAAAUGUACAAUUAUAGUAUUUUGCUUA
Nicotiana tabacum (common tobacco) is the source of this 1167-nucleotide messenger RNA. RefSeq names its product ATP synthase subunit delta, chloroplastic-like. Gene Ontology annotation, molecular function: proton-transporting ATP synthase activity, rotational mechanism. Gene Ontology annotation, biological process: proton motive force-driven ATP synthesis. Lineage: Eukaryota; Viridiplantae; Streptophyta; Magnoliopsida; Solanales; Solanaceae. The record is from RefSeq and is a predicted model, not a curated record.